UGUUUAGGAAAUAGCUUCUCACAUGCAUGUUUUGUGACCGAGCAUGGGUAUUAAAGCACUGGUCAUAAACUAGCAUAUGUGUGUGCUGGUGAAGUAAUGUAUAUUAUACAUAGACUGUAUAUAAAUAAUAUUAUAUAGCUAUAAGUAGUUGUAGUCUCCCUCAGUGGUUUGGCGCUGCUAAUGCGCGCGUGUUUUCAAAGUGGGCGAGUCUGCGGCUCUUAAAGAGACGUCCAGCCGGCUAGCCGGAGUUAGCUUUAUACUUAUAAUCACUACAGCAGAUUACUCGCAAACUGGCACUUAACAUUUGAUCGACUGUUAGAUCUACGUCUCCGAUCAAUCGUAAUCGGGUUUCGGUCGUUUUUUAUUUCGGACUCGUUGUUUUGUUGCUAAGGAAAACGAACAUGUUCUGCUAGUCAGCUAGCUAAAUGUAAACAGCAAUGUGAUUAGCGGUUAAUAAUGUCUCUUGAAUAAAUUAACGGUCAAAUCAGCAAAAGAAACGUCUGUGACAUUUAUGCCAACAGAGCACCCUACACCAACAGGCUCUGCAUCAUGUCUAUUGAUUUUGACAGUGCUGCUCUUCAAACCCAGCAAGAUGAAGAAGAGUACGACCAGGAGGACUAUGCAAGAGAGCAAGAGCUGCACAAAUUGCUCACCGACCUGCCGGAUGACAUGCUGGAGGACAGCAGAGACUCCUCCCCAGAGCUGGAGUACUCUACCUGCAGCAAUAAAAACACAGGCAACAGCCCACAGUCUGUGUGGACUCCCCAGUGGUCGGAUCACCCAAGGCCAACUUCUCAUGAGCAGAAUCAUGACGUUGACUAUGAUCAGCGCUCCCAUGAUGAGUAUGCCUAUGAGGAUCGAGCUGUUCAGAUCAAUGGACAUCACCCUCAGACUCAACCUCCACCUCACACCUGGAACCAGGAUCAUCAGUUCACCCAGGGAGAUUAUACAUACACCAGCAUCGGCACAGAGAAAUCAACAGAGACCAAUGAUUUCUCCGCAGACGAGUAUGAGUCCAAACCCUACCCUCCAGGCACUAAUAAUGCUGUAAUGUAUAAUGGAGAAGGAGAACACAGAGACAUCCAAAACUAUGGGGAACACAAUAACGCCAGAAACCAUUUUCAGUCUGGAGCAGUGGACAGAGGAGUGGGUCAGCACAAGGCCAGCUACAACCCUCACCAUGCUACCCUUCAACCAAAGAUGUUUAACUCCCAGGCUGUUCACCAAGAAGGUCAAUUUGACGAUCUGCAAAGAGAGUUCCUCGAAUCGACACAAAAAACUGCUGACAGAGAACAGCUUGCCCAGCUGCAGAUUUUAAACAAGGGUCAGCAGAGACAAAUUGAAGACUUGGAGCGUAAACUGGAGGAUUCAAGGCGCAAUAUGAGAUACAUUGAACACCAGUGUGCUAUCGCCAAAGAUGAAAAGGAUGGCCUGGCAGUAAGUCUGAAGGCAUCAAGUCAACUGGCUGAAGAGGCAAAGGAGAGAGAAGUUCAAAUGCAAAACAAAUUGAAAGCAAUGGAGCAGCAAGUCCAGGUCCUGACUGAGAGAGACCAGGAGAACACGAAGAAGCAGCGGGUGGCAGAGGCUGCAGUGGACAGUAUGAAGCAGCAGAUGUUGGAGCUCUGUCGCUCUGAUACUCUGUCCAAAACACGACAGCAGCAUGACAGAGACCUUGCCGUCAUAAAGGAGCAGCAUGAGGCUGCAGUGUUGACACUACAGCAGCAGCUAGACUCGACUGCUCAGGCUCUGAACUCACAGAUGGAUGUUGGUCAGAGGUUACGAGAGCAGGUGAAGCAGCUGGAGCGCCAGAGAGAAGAAGAGCAACUGGAGAGAGCCAGAGUCGUCAACGCCCUUACUCAGCGUCUGGAGGAGAGUCAGCAACAAUGUGCCAAGCUGCUGCAGACGAGUUCGGUGCAGGAGAUGAGUCAGUUACAAAUCAAACUACAACAGGCUCAGUCAGCCAAGGCGCUGAGUGAAAACAUGAACCAAGUCCUGCAGGAGGAUCUGGCCGAGCUGAAGGAGCAGAUCACUCUGUAUGAAUCUGCUGUGAAACAUGGUGUUAUUGCAUUAGACCUGACCAGUGAUUGGGAGAACCAGCUGUCUGAAUCCUGUGUGGAUUUAGGGUUGAAGAAAACAAACAGGAAAAAUGGCUUGCUUCACAGUACUGCCAUGGCUCACCUGUCCGACUCCAAGCUGCCUAAAGAUGAAGCUUUGCGGCUGCUGCGAGUGGAGAUGCAGCGCUGCCUUGGUAGUCUGAAGGGGAAGCGGCAGAAGAUCAGUCAGCUGCAGGAGGAGCUCCAUCUCUGCCAGGGCAGAGUGACCGAGCUGCAGACCCAGCUAGAUGAAGCCAAGCUCUGCUCUUCGGUCAGAGAGUCCAGUCAGAUGAAACAUCUAGACCUAACUGGAGAGUCUCAGAAAGAGUUCACAAGACUACAGGAAGACAAACAACACUUGAAGGAACAAGUGGAGGUGUUAGAAAAGAAGAAUCUGGAGCUGAAACAGAGCGAGGAGAAGGUGAGGUCUGCCAACUUGGAGCUUUGCACUAAGAUGAGGGAGAUGAUCCAAGAACUGGACCAAGAGAAGCAGGAGGCUGCAGAGAGAGCUGAGAGGAUUCAUCAGCAGUACAGGGACGACGUGGUGGACCGGGUCAGAACCGAGCUCAUGCUGGAACACGAUGCUCAGGCUGAACAGCUGGCUGCACAGCACCAGCAGCAGGUCCGACAGCUACAGACCCAGCUGUCUGAGGCCAAUGAUAAGAUGUUGGCUGUGCAAGAGUGUUACAUAUCUGUCUGCCAGGAGAAGGACAUGCUUGAAGAAAGCUUACGCAACAGUAAGCAGGACGAGGCUUUGAUCAGAGUAAAUGAGAAGUUGAGAGAAGAGAGUGGUUUAGCUGUGGAGAAGCUGAGGGCUGAACUUGAAGCUCAGCAUCAAACCUCAAUAAACCAGCUCAAAGCUCUCUGGUCCAAAGAAAAGGAGACUGAGAUUCAGCAGCAGGUGAACUCUCACGUAGCCUCGGCCAAAGCUGCUUGGAAGGAGGAACAACAAAAGAUGGAGAAAACUUGGGUCCAGAGGCUGGAGGAGGCCAGGAGAGAGAAAUGCACAGAGACUGCUGAGGCAACCUGUCAGGCAAAUGAGACUGAGGCCAGCAGUGUGACAAUUACUAUUGAGGAGGUGGAAUUAAGGCUCAAUGGGCAGAAGCAACAGCUGCAACUGGAAGCUGACAAAAUCAAACGCAAAGCUGUGGAGGAAGCCAGGAAACAGGCCCAGAGAGAGCUGCACGACAGACAUCUGGAGGACAUGGCCAGACAGGUUGAAGGUGCCGUAACCAGGGCCUACAAUCGCUGGAUUGAGGACUUGACUUCAUUACCAGAAUACCAAACCUCUCUUCAAACAGAGAGGGAGAAAUGGGAAGCGGUAGAAGAAAAGCACACAGAGCAGCGGGUAUCCCAGGCCCUGAGAGAGGCGGAGGAGCAGUGGCAUAAGAAGCACAAGAACCAGCUGGAGGAGCAGAGCUCUGGAACACAGGGGAUGGAAGAGCUCCAAGAGGAGGUGGCGACUCUCCAGAGUCAGCUGGAGCAAAGGAUGAGAGAGCAAGCUGCCCUGCUGAAGGCUGAGCUAGCCGGAGCCAGAGCUGCCUGGAACCGAGACAAACAACAGGAGAUCGCUGUCAUCCAGGCACGCAGUGAGCAGGCGUACCAGAGCAAGCUGCAAGAGCAGCGCAAAAAGCUGGAGCAGGCUUUGCAGCAUGUCAGAGAGGAUGCCGAUGGCCAUAAGAAGGAGCUGCUCCUGCAGAUGGAGGCCAAGCUGCAGCAGACUCUGAGGACCCGAGAGGAGGAGUGGAGGUGUCAGCAUGCAGAGAAGGAGCAGGCCCAGAGACGGCAGAUGAGAGAUGAAUUACUAGCAGAGCUUCAGACUGGUCUGGCAGAGGUCCAGGCUAAACUUCUCAGGGAUGCAAACACAGAUCAGCAGGGUACUGAAGACACCAGGAGGAGCAGCGGGGAGACACCAGAGGGCACCAUUACACACAUCAUCCAAACAUCCUGCAGAGACAUUGUGAACAGAGCAGUAUCUCAGGCCAAGAAGGAAUGGAAGAAGAUAAGUGAGGAGAGACUGAGCCUUGUGUUAAAAGAAACCCAGCAACAGCAUGAGAGAGAAAUCGAUGAGAUGCAAAGCUCUUUGUCCCAGAGAAAGGAGCAGGCUCGCUGCAGGAAGGAGUGCACUGAGACUUUAGGUAAGCUGCAGAAGAAGAACCAGGAGCUCCAAAGACACUUGGAGAAAGCCUGUCGUCAGCUCCAGCACAGCGUUCGAGAGCACAAAACUGCCAUGCAGCAUCUGCAAGUGGAGCAUGAAAGCGGCUUACAAAAGGCAAAGGAGGAACAUCUGCAGCAGCUGGAGGAGGCCAAGAAAGCCAAAGAACCCUCAGGUGCUUCUGAUCAUCAACAAAAUGCUCAGCAAGGCCUCGAGGAGAUGAAGCAGCAGUACCUGAUGACUGUUGAAAAGAUCAGAGGAGACAUGCUGCGUUACCUCCAGGAGAGUCGGGAGCGAGCUGCAGAGAUGAUCCGGAUAGAGGUGCAGAGGGAGAGGCAGGACACUGCCAGGAAGAUGCGGCGAUAUUAUCUGACCUGUCUGCAGGAGCUACUGGAGGACGGAGGAAAGACUACAAGGGCUGAAAAGAAAAUAAUGAAUGCUGCAAGCAAACUGGCAGCCAUGGCUAAAGUUCUAGAGACGCCAAUCAAAAGUAAAUCUGGAAAGAACUAUAGUUUACAAGGUUGUUUGACAGCUGUGUCCUCAGCUGACUGCCUCUCAGGUAGAAACGCAGGUUUCAGUAAGAACCUGUCAACACUAACUGAGCUCCCUGACAUCAGGCCGGAGGAGAGAUCCCACAAGGAAAAGACUUCUGCUGAUUCAGAGCGUAAACAAGCUGCUGCAGCGAAGACUACACCUCUGAGUCACCAGGACAUUUCUGCAUCUGGGAAGGAGGAGGCCUCAGGAGAUGCAGGGCUCAAACACCAAAUUGCUGGUCACACACACUUCCAGUCGUACAAACCUUCUCCACAGACGGCUUCUUUAUCCCAGGUGGAUUUUGUGGAUAUGUCUGUGAGGAGUAAAAGCAGAGAGCUCUGCUUGCAGGGAGUUGACUCAAGCAACACAGACUCAAAGCGACAAAAUAAACAGUUGCUCAUCCAGGAGGCUCCUGUCAGAGAAGAGAGGAGGACCGACUGGAGCAUGACCAGCAGCGACUCGGACACAGGCUUCCAAGUUUCAAGACUCUCUUACUCUGGGAGGAAAGUUGAACAGGUGAAGCCCUUUUCUGUCUCUGCUGUGUCAGCCAGUGACUCAGGAGAGUUUGGCGGCCUCACCCCGGAUGUUUCUGAUCUGACUGUCUAUAAUGAAAUUGCCAAAAAGACCCCUCACACCCAGAGUAUGAGUUCACACAGAGAGCCCACCCCUGGCUCUGAAGGUGAGAGUCGGCAUGGAGGUUUUUCCAGGCCUCUAUUCUCUGAGUUGAGACAGCGGCAGCAGGACAGCGGCUUCCACAGUCCAUUCUACCAACAGAAAUGACAAAGUGAAGGUCAGGUAGGGAGACGAGCUUGAAACUGACUUGACAAUUUUUAGUUAGAUUCCCAAAUAGUGCCUUUCAUACAGACUAUAAAGUUUACAUGUUGUGGAACCUCUGCCUUCUUAGCUGCUUACAGUGUGUGUGUUGCAUUAACAGGAAUAGAUAUACAUAUUGGGAAAUAGGCUUAUGUGCUUUAUUGCAGAGGGUUAGAUGAGAAGAUUGAUACCACAGUCAGCUACAGCCAGGAGCUGGUUAUCUUAGCUUAAAGGGAGUUUAUAUGCCAGACUACUUUCAGAAGUAUUUAUUAUUUCCAAUUUAAAACACAGAUAUUCGUGGUAGCAAUCUUCAUUUAACUCCUGGAUGAGAAAGUGAGUAAUGGUUAUCCAAAGAAAUAUCAAACAGUUGCUUUUAUCUGUAGUUGUUUCCAGUGGUUACAUUUAAUAUCUCUCUGCUCUGGUCUAGAUGUCUUUUGAGCCUUUAUGGCUUUUUAAACAUUAAUUAUCUUGCCUCGCGGCUGCAGGUUCUGGUUCUAAAUCUAAAACAAAGGUUUACUUUUUUCCACGAUGGUGCACUGACUUUGUAGUUGGUAGAGGUAUUUCACUGUAAGCAACAUCAAUAAGAACAACAAGUUGUUUUAUCCUGAAUAUCUCUUCGUCAGCUUAUGAAAGCUAAAGUCCAACAGUCUUCAGUUGUUUUUUCUGCAACUGUGUCCUUGCUUAGAAGUGAUAUAAUCUAUCACUCAUAAGUGCACUUUGAAAAAACUCUCUAUGGGUUAAUAGUCCUUUCCACAGUGUAAUAUGUAACUUGUGAUACCUUGAGUGACC
Molecule: messenger RNA, 6384 nt
Organism: Centropristis striata (black sea bass)
Lineage: Eukaryota; Metazoa; Chordata; Actinopteri; Perciformes; Serranidae
Gene: cep152
Product: centrosomal protein 152
Exons: 28
Coding region: 550-5562 (1670 amino acids)
Biological process (GO): centriole replication
Cellular component (GO): centrosome
Source: RefSeq, a predicted model, not a curated record